This is a messenger RNA of Saccostrea echinata, 3129 nucleotides long. RefSeq names its product sodium- and chloride-dependent taurine transporter-like. The transcript has 13 exons. Lineage: Eukaryota; Metazoa; Mollusca; Bivalvia; Ostreida; Ostreidae. The coding region runs from base 520 to 2511 and encodes 663 amino acids. Gene Ontology annotation, biological process: sodium ion transmembrane transport. Gene Ontology annotation, cellular component: membrane. The record is from RefSeq and is a predicted model, not a curated record.
ACUUGGGAAAGAAUUGAAAGUUAUUGAUGUCGAUAUUAUUAAUUAGGUUUGAAGGCAUCAUAUGAGUCAUUAUUUUGCAUAUAUAACACGUUGACCGAGGGUCUUAAGUCUUGUCAGCACGCCCGCUUUUUCACAGGUGAACUUUAACGUCUCCCCAUAGCAGAUCUAUUGAACUCUUAGGACCCUCCCUACCAUCGAAGGGCAUUUAAUUUUUUUCUUUUGUGUACCGGUUUUUAAUUUUAUUUUAACUGAAAAGUGUCGAUGUAAAUCUUUUUUGAAUGCAGUUCGACUAAACUUCGACUGAUGCCGUAAAAGUCAUUCAAAGGUCCCUUUUGCAAGCUUGGGUGAUUUUCUUAUCGUAGUGUGUAUAUUAAAUUUCUUCACAUACACGAAGUGGCUGUCUUCGUUUAUUUUCGUACAAAUAUUUUGUUUUAUGGAUCCCGCGUGAAAACGCCUUCUUCAAGACACAGAGUUCAUUUUUAAACAUUCAUUGCAUCCCCCACCAAGAUCGUCCCGAAAAUGGGAAAGGAAAGUGAGGCAAAUAAUGUAGGACUAGAAAUCCAAGAGGAGCACGGGGAAGGCAUCAAGAAGAGGGAAACAUGGAGCAGAAAAAUUGACUUUCUUCUAGCCUGCAUUGGAUUUUCUGUUGGACUUGGAAAUGUGUGGCGCUUUCCAUACCUCUGCUACAAGAAUGGAGGGGGUGCUUUCCUCAUUCCUUACUUCCUUUUGGUGAUCAUUGGGGGUGUGCCGCUGUUUUAUUUAGAAGUGGCAGUUGGUCAGUUUAUGGGAUUGUCAGGUUUCAGAGCUUGGGCCAUUUGUCCUCUUUUCCAAGGGAUCGGGAUAUCGUCCACCAUUGUCGUCUUUUUCCUGAAUUGUUAUUACAAUAUCAUCUUGUGCUGGUCUUUCUACUAUAUGUUUAGUUCCUUUGCUCUGGAACUUCCGUGGACGAAGUGUGGAAAAUGGUGGAACACGGAGAACUGCUACGACUUCUCUGAAUCCAAGAGUGAAUUUGUCACUAAUGUCACCGGGAGAGAAUUCUUCAAAGAUCUCGUCUGCAGCAAUCAAACACGUACAUACAUUGCUAUAUACAACAACAGUGGAAACAUUUAUAACGAAACCUUUGUUAACCAAUCCUGUGUACCGAAACACUUGCGUCUGGAUGCUGUACAAGAAUUCUGGGAGAACAAAGUACUGAAUAUUUCUGACGGAAUCGAACCAGAGAACAUGGGAGAGAUCAAGUGGGAUUUGGCCUUGACCUUGCUGUUCGCCUGGGUUGUUGUCUAUUGUUGUAUAUGUAAAGGCAUUAAAUCAUCUGGAAAGGUCAUGUAUGUAACAGCAACAUCGCCAUAUUUGUUCAUGGCUGCAUUGCUUAUCCGAAAUUCGCUUCUUCCGGGGGCAAGAGAAGGUGUCAUCUUCUAUUUAAAGCCAGAUCUUGCGAAAUUGGCUGACCUUGAGGUAUGGGUGGAUGCCGGUACGCAGAUUUUCUUUUCCUAUUCUAUAGCCAUCGGGGCUCUGACCGCUCUGGGAAGUUACAACACGUUCAACCAUAAUUCCUACAGAGAUUGCAUUAUAUUUGCCUGUGCAAACAGUGGUACAAGUUUCUUUGCUGGGUUUAUCAUUUUCACCAUUCUGGGACACAUGGCGGAUGUGCAGGGCGUGGAUAUCGCAGAUGUCGCUGCUGGGGGUCCUGGACUUGCAUUCAUAGCGUAUCCUAAGGCAGUGUCCCUUAUGCCUGGAGCUCCUGUUUGGUCCAUUCUGUUUUUCUUAAUGUUGAUUCUUUUAGGACUGGACAGUCAGUUUGUGGGUGUAGAAGGUGUAAUUUCUGCUGUUGUUGACCAAUGGCCGAAUUUGUUGCGCAGAGGCUACAGGAAAGAGAUCUUUAUCGGGAUAGUCUGUAUCUGCAAUUUUUUCAUAGGACUUUCCAUGGUGUCGAGGGGCGGAAUGUACGUAUUUCAGCUGUUUGAUUACUACUCCGGGAGUAAAAUCAUCCUCUUCAUAGCUUUCUUUGAAUGUAUUGCCAUUGCAUGGGUUUAUGGUAUAAGACGUUUCUAUGACAACCUUGAAAUGAUGCUGGGAUUCCGUAUCAAUCCAUACAUGAUGGUGGCAUGGACAGUUCUUUCUCCAAUCUUCUGCAUGUGUGUCUUUAUUAUGAGUGUGGUAAACUAUUCGGAGUUAGAUUACAAGAGACCUACUAAGCCUAAGUACUUUUUCCCGACCUGGGCUGUGGGAAUAGGCUGGGGGAUGGCGGCUUUCGCAGCCAUGUGGAUUCCAAUAAUGAUAAUUUAUCGCUUUGUACGAUUAGGAUUCUCCCGAGAGACAGUAAUGUACUUGAUAAAACCCCAAGGACUCAAAGAACAUCAACUACGUCCACAGGAUGGUGGAGCGACGAGCAUGACCACGGGUCCUGCUUCCAAAUACAAAGCAGAUGACAACCCUCCACCAUACAACGAAAAAAGUGGCAAUGCUAAUCCAGCAUUUCAAUCCGAUAGUGGAUUCAAUACAAAAUUAUAACUCAAAAGAACCUAUUAAUAAUAUGUAUAGCAUAAUUGUAUUUCUGUCCAAAACUUAAUUGAUAUUUUGUCAUUGAGAUACAUGGUUAAACUGGUGUUCAAAACAAAUGGCUUGCUCACAUUCGAGUCUUAUAUAUAUAUUUUAUUUUUGUACAAAUUUUGUAUAUUUUAUAUUUUUAAGAAAUUUUAUAUUUGUCCCUCAUUCCAAAUUCUCUGUGUAUUAAUCCUAUCCUCCUAAUUUUCUAGUUUGGCUAUGAACAGAUUCAUCUUUUGUAACAUCAUCCAUUAUGUUGGAUCUCUCAAGGAUUUUAAACAUUUAAUUUAUAUGACAUUUUGGUAACUGAGCAAGCUGAAAUACAUUCAAUGAUAUGAAUUCUUGUUUGGUGUUCAGUGGAUUUUUUUUUUUAUAGUUUUCUGAAGCACGCACUAUAGAUGAAGAAGUGUAAGGGUCAUUUGUGAUAAAAAUAAAAGAGUCCCAUAUAAUUUCUCAACAUACUUAUUUAUAAAGAAGUAAUCUCAAAGAUCAAUGAAUCUUAUUAUUAGUUAAUGUACUGAAUUUGACUCAUUUCUACAAUGGUUUUAUAAAUGUUUUGAACACAAUGUUUUAGUAGUAUAUUAC